This is a messenger RNA of Corvus hawaiiensis (hawaiian crow), 1284 nucleotides long. RefSeq names its product RNA polymerase I and III subunit C (gene POLR1C). The transcript has 9 exons. Gene Ontology annotation, cellular component: RNA polymerase I complex; RNA polymerase III complex. The record is from RefSeq and is a predicted model, not a curated record. The coding region runs from base 42 to 1082 and encodes 346 amino acids. Gene Ontology annotation, molecular function: protein dimerization activity; DNA binding. NCBI's taxonomy places the organism in Eukaryota, Metazoa, Chordata, Aves, Passeriformes, Corvidae. Gene Ontology annotation, biological process: DNA-templated transcription.
GGAGCGACUCCCAGCGCCCGGGAGCGCCGCCCAUCGCACCCAUGGCGGCCCGGCGGGGUGCGGACGAGAUGCGGGACCGCGUGGUGCUGGGCGAGUUCGGCGUCCGCAACGUCCACACCACCGACUUCCCCGGCAACUACCCCGGCUACGAGGACGCCUGGGACCAGCGGCGCUUCGAGGAGGCGUUCCGCGUGGACGUGAUCCGUGAGGAAGAGGACACCCUGGAGUUCGACAUGGUGGGCAUCGACGCCGCUGUCGCCAAUGCCUUCCGCCGCAUCCUGCUCGCCGAGGUGCCAACGAUGGCCGUAGAGAAGGUCUUUGUGUACAACAACACAUCCAUUGUGCAGGAUGAAAUUCUGGCUCAUCGGUUGGGCCUCAUCCCUAUCCGAGCUGACCCUCGUCUCUUUGAGUACAGAAACCAAGGAGAUCAAGAAGGCACAGAAAUUGAUACUCUGCAGUUUCAGCUGAAAAUCAAGUGCAAACGGAACCCUCAGGCUGCCAAGGAAUCAUCUGAUCCUGAUGAACUAUAUUUCAAUCACAAAGUGUACAGUAAACACAUGACAUGGGUGCCCUUGGGGAAUCAGACAGACCUUUUUCCAGAUGCUGACUUCCGACCUGUUCACGAUGACAUCCUCAUUGCACUGUUGCGACCUGGACAGGAAAUAGAUGUGCUUAUGCACUGUGUCAAGGGCAUAGGUAAGGAUCAUGCCAAGUUUUCUCCUGUGGCCACAGCCAGCUAUCGACUGCUUCCUGACAUUACUCUUCUGCAGCCUGUUGAGGAUGAGGCAGCUGAGAUGUUGCAGAAGUGCUUUUCCCCUGGAGUCAUUGAGAUCCAGAAUAUCAAUGGAAAAAAGGUGGCGAGAGUAGCCAAUGCACGGUUGGACACAUUCAGCAGAGAAGUUUUCCGUCACGAGGGUCUGAAAAACCUUGUGCGCCUGGCAAGAGUGCGGAACCAUUACAUCUUUUCAGUGGAGUCAACGGGUAUCUUGCCUCCAGAUGUGCUGGUGAGCGAAGCCAUCAAGAUCCUGAUGGGAAAGUGUCAGCGCUUCCUCAAUGAGCUGGACUCUGUGCCUAUGGAGUGACCAGGCUGUAGCUGGGAAAGCAGAUGCCUGCACUGCUGUUCUGGGCUUCCUAUACCUGCAUGGAAGGGGGAUUCCUCUUCCAUAGGCAGGAGGCUUGACAGGGGCUUGCCAAGAGUCCAAGGACCAUCUCUUCGGAUUUUUCUGUUGGUAAUGAGCCUCAGUGAGGAGAUGCACUAAAAUAAAGGCUUUUUUUUUAAAGCUG